AUGGCGUCGAGGAACCAAUUCGAUCUCCUUGGAGACGUCGACAACGACGACCCCGCCCACCUCCUCGCAGCCGCCGAGAAGAAGGCGGCCGCGGCGCCUAAGCCCGCGCCAGCGCCCGCGCCGGCCAAGCGGCCCACCAGCCCCCCGCCGCCCGCGCAAGCUGUGAGGGAAGAAAGGAGCUAUGGUGCUCCACCGCGCGAUGGUCCUGGGCGUGGUGGUCCAGGACGCGGAAGAGGCGGCCGUGGCGGCAGGACCGGCCCGAGGCGAGAUUUUGGCGAUGCUGAUGCCAACGGCUUUGAGGGAGGGUAUGGUGGUGGUGGUGGCUUUGGAGACGGUGGAGUUGCUCGCGGUGAAAAUGGUGAGGGGAGGCAGGCAGAGAGGGGCCAUGGGCCGCGCCAGCCUUACCGUGGAGGUGGGCGCCGUGGUGGGUAUACCGAUGGGCAGGCUGGGGAUGAGUUCGGACGCCCUCGCCGGGCAUAUGAGCGCCACAGCGGUACGGGCCGUGGCUACGAGAUGAAGCGUGAAGGGGCUGGGCGAGGAAAUUGGGGAACUCCGACUGAUGAAGGCCUUGCACAGGACACUGUGGAUGCCGUUAAUCCCGAGGAAACUGCUGCCGUGGUGGAGGAUGAGAAGAAACCUGAAGAUGCACCACAGUCUGAGGUUGAGAAGGACAAGGAGGGUGCGGAGAAUGAAGAGGAAGAAAAGGAAGCUGAGGAUAAGGAGAUGACUUUGGAGGAAUAUGAAAAAGUACUGGAGGAAAAACGAAAAGCUUUACAUGCCCUUAAGGCUGAGGAGAGAAAAGUUGAGAUUGACAAGGAGCUGCAGUCCAUGCAACAGUUGUCAGUUAAAAAGGAUGCUGAUGAAGUGUUUAUCAAGCUGGGCUCUGACAAGGACUUGAAAAAGAAAGAAAAUGCUGAAAGAGAAGAACGGGCCAAGAAGUCCCUGAGCAUCAACGAAUUCUUGAAGCCAGCUGAAGGUGAGAGGUACUAUAACCCCAGUAACCGUGGCCGUGGCCGUGGUAGGGGUCGUGGUGAGCGUGGGGGUUUCCGUGGUGGUUACAACGGUGGUUAUCGGGGACUAGCUGCUGCUCCAACCAUCGAAGACCAGGCUCAGUUCCCUGCCCUGUCCUAA
Messenger RNA from Miscanthus lutarioriparius, 1131 nucleotides. Lineage: Eukaryota; Viridiplantae; Streptophyta; Magnoliopsida; Poales; Poaceae. The record is from the annotation of a GenBank genome assembly.